Molecule: messenger RNA, 1455 nt
Organism: Eruca vesicaria subsp. sativa (arugula)
Lineage: Eukaryota; Viridiplantae; Streptophyta; Magnoliopsida; Brassicales; Brassicaceae
Source: the annotation of a GenBank genome assembly
AUGGCUUCGUCUUCUUCCCUUUUCUCUCCGGUCACCACCGGCUCAUUUCAUUCGCAUCUCAAAUGCUUCACAGGCGGUUUCUCCUCCCCUCAAACACCCCUUUCAUUCCAUAAAAACAGCCGGAGUUACUACCUGAGAUGCAGCUUUUCUCCCGAGGACAUACCUGUCGAUUUAGUUGGGCAAUCUCUGUCUCACCUCCCUGCUUUCAACGAUACCCAGAGAUGGGCAUUCCUUGCAUCCGCCGGACUUGUCUGGUUUUACCUUACGGCGAGGCCUGGUGUCCUCGUAGGCGCGAUUGACGCAUACCUCCUGGCUCCACUCCAGCUUGGCCUUGACACUCUGAUAGGGACAAGGGGGUUUAAGAGGUCCGAUUUCUUGGUAACAGAGAAGCUAGGGGAAGGCUCUUUCGGGGUCGUAUAUUCGGGAGUCCUUCUCCCAAAGAAUUCGAGUGUGGAUGAGGCUAGGCUUAUGAACAAGUCUACACUUAAAUCUUUGGGGGAAUUUAAGGAGAGAGUCAUCCUCAAGAAGGUGAAGCUUGGGGUACGAGGGGCGCAGGAAUUCGGGGACUACGAAGAGUGGUUCAACUACAGACUCUCAAGGGCGGCUCCUGACACCUGCGCUGAGUUUCUCGGUAGCUUUGUCGCCGACAAGACCAAUACUAUCUUUACUAAAGGCGGCAAAUGGCUCGUCUGGAGGUUCGAGGGAGACCGUGAUCUCGCUGAUUACAUGAAAGAUCGGAGCUUCCCUUCCAAUCUGGAGUCCAUCAUGUUUGGGCGUGUUCUUCAAGGUGUUGAAUCUGUGAAACGUAGUGCACUGAUCAUAAAGCAGAUCAUGCGCCAGAUCAUUACAUCUCUCAGGAAGAUCCAUGAUACAGGCAUUGUUCACAGGGACGUGAAGCCCGCCAACUUGGUUGUUACUAAGAAGGGGCAGAUUAAGCUCAUUGACUUCGGUGCUGCUGCUGAUCUUCGCAUCGGCAAGAAUUACAUCCCCCAACGCACUCUGCUUGAUCCUGACUACUGUCCUCCUGAGCUCUAUGUCCUCCCCGAGGAAACCCCUAGUCCUCCUCCCGAGCCUAUUGCCGCUUUGCUCUCCCCCAUUCUCUGGCAGUUGAACAGUCCGGAUCUGUUUGAUAUGUAUUCUGCUGGGAUAGUGCUUCUGCAAAUGGCGGUUCCAACCUUAAGAUCUUCUGCAGGUCUGAAGAAUUUCAAUCUUGAGAUCAAGUCAGUUGAAUAUGACCUUAAUAGAUGGCGGGACAGGACUCGGACUAGGCCUGACUUGACCAUCCUAGAUCUCGAUUCGGGCAGAGGGUGGGACCUCGUCACUAAACUUAUAUCCGAGAGAGGUUCUCUGCGACGCGGACGCCUUUCAGCCUCCGCUGCUCUCCGACAUCCUUACUUUCUCUUGGGUGGUGAUCAAGCCGCUGCUGUUCUUUCGAAGCUCAGUUUCAGCAAGUAA